AUGGCUCCAGGGAAGCACGUCGGCCUGCUGCUCACAUGGAUACUCGCCGAACUGGGAACGUUGUGGCGUUGCUUGAAUCGGGACACUGGCUCGACUGGACAACCGCGACAACCUUCUGAUCCCGCCUGUGGCCCAUCUUUCCCGGAUGAGAGCCGAAAACCCAGGGAAAUUCACCGUUGGGCUCAUGCUUUUUGUCUGAGAUCGACGGCCCUUGUCUCUCAAGAAGCAAGCAUGGGCAAUCUUCGCAUGCUUGCCAUGACAGAUGGAACAGAGACCGGCUCUGCCAAUGGGGGCGCCCCCGUGCCAUGUCGAUGGGUCUUCUCGAAGGUUUCAGGGUCCCAUUUUUUGUGCAUGAAGAGCGCCACCUCACAAUUCGCGCUCUGCAGGCACUGGCAGGCCAACUUGCCCGUUUCCGUCUUGAAUUCCCAGCACACCCUUGUUCAUGGCAAAGCCCGGCCGAUUCCCUCCCAGCCCCAGCGCGGCGAGCGAGCAUCGGGGCCGCCAGAUGAACUGGUAUCGGGGUCGAAAGAUAACGUUACACGGUAG
Messenger RNA from Chaetomium globosum CBS 148.51, 546 nucleotides. RefSeq lists its product as uncharacterized. The record is from RefSeq and is a predicted model, not a curated record. Bases 1 to 546 code for a protein of 181 amino acids. NCBI's taxonomy places the organism in Eukaryota, Fungi, Ascomycota, Sordariomycetes, Sordariales, Chaetomiaceae. The transcript is spliced from 2 exons.